This is a messenger RNA of Eriocheir sinensis (Chinese mitten crab), 2280 nucleotides long. RefSeq names its product protein LTV1 homolog. The coding region runs from base 77 to 1741 and encodes 554 amino acids. The transcript has 10 exons. NCBI's taxonomy places the organism in Eukaryota, Metazoa, Arthropoda, Malacostraca, Decapoda, Varunidae. Gene Ontology annotation, cellular component: nucleus; cytosol; preribosome, small subunit precursor. Gene Ontology annotation, biological process: ribosomal small subunit export from nucleus; ribosomal small subunit biogenesis. The record is from RefSeq and is a predicted model, not a curated record.
AAGGGAAGGGAAGGAAACAGUCCCGCCUCCGAGACCGGCCAUUGGAAGUAAACAACGCACGUGGAGGAGCCGAGCCAUGGGGAAGAAGGGCAAGAGGUUCCUGGACAAGCGUCGCGAUGUGCUCCACACCUUCAAGGUUGUGUCGCGCAGCCAACGUGACCCCCUGGUGGCCGACCCCUCCGCCCCCCAGGCUGUGCUGCAACCCACAGAGGGUGAUGCCUCCGAAAAAUCAGAGCAGGAGAAAUACGGCAUCUUCUUCGACGAUGACUACAACUACCUCCAGCACCUGAGGGGGGUGAGGGAGGCUGUCAACUGGGACGACGAAGACCUGGAAGUGUACACCAUCCGCUGCGAAGACCCCCAGGCGGGCAAGAAAGAGCUGCGCGGCAAGAAGCUUCUCCUCCCGUCCUCCGCCUUUGAGUCCUUCGUCGAGGAACCCAUCGGACUACUGAACAAGGCCGCUCCCGUCACAGGUCCAAGGCCAGAGUUGGACCCCGACGUCGUUGCCGGACUAGAUGACGAUGACAUUUUCAACGACAACGCCGCGCUAGGGCCUGACGAUGACGAUGCUCUGCCCGACAACUUUGUGAUGAUGCUGAACGCCAAUGAACCUCCUGAUGGUGAUGAUGGGGAGUGGGAGGACUAUGAAGAGGAGGAGGAGGAUGAAGAGGGGGAGGGUGAAGAUGAUGGGGAGAUGCCAGCGCUGGAGGGGGAUGAGGACGGUUUGCAGACGUCCAGGAUUCAUGUUUAUGAUCUGCCCACGUCGUCCUUGGCGAAACUCAGUGCCUACCGGGAGAAGGCGCAGGACGAGGGGUACGACGCAGACGAGGAGGAGCGGGACUUCAGCAGCGACUUCAAUGACAGCGACGACGAGGGGAGGGACGUGUUGGCCAGCCUGGGCGGCCCCUUUGACUCCUCCUUCCACCACUCUCCCUCCCGCGGGUUUGAGGAGGAGGACACCAAGUCACACUUCACCAACUACUCCCUCACCUCUUCCGUCCUGCCCAGAAAAGACCUCCUCACCACCCUCGAUGAUUGCUUCGAAGAAAAGUUUGUCCGGGAGUACGGGGAGGAGCAGGUCGGGGCGCUGGACGGCGAGGACAUCGAGGGGUUCGUGGGCGAGGAGUCUCCACUGUUCCGCCAGGCCUUGCUGCACUCCAAGAAGAAGCUGCAGGACGAUACGCUUGAAGACCAGGACCGCAUCAUCAAGUGGAUCAAAGACAUGCAGGACCGACGAGGCAGCCAGGAGGACGAGGAGAAGGAGGAGGUUGAGCUGUGGGACGGUGCAGACCAUCCUAAAGAACGAUGGGACUGUGAGAGCAUCUUGACCCUCAACUCCACGCUCUACAACCACCCGCGCACCAUCACCGAUCCGCCCAGGCGCAAGAAAAUAGCUGUCGACCCACGCACUGGUGUACCCCUAAACAACCCUGAGGAGUAUGGGCUCAGCGGAUUGACACGGAGGAAUUUAGCGCAUCACGAUAAAGCGAAUGAUGGCAGUGGUGAGGGAGAGGCCCAGCCCGACACCCAGACCCUCAUCACCAGCAUGUCCGCCAUCUCCAUUCGGCCGCCGGGAGAGACGAGUGCCGAGCGACGCUGCCGGAAGAAAGCUCUCAAGGAACUGCGAAGGGAGAGACGCAUUGAGAAGAAGCUGAACCGAGCGGCAUUCAAGGACGAGAAGAAGAGGCAGGAGAAGAUCUUAAUGAACAACAGGUACAACAACAAGAUCUCCCUGGUGUGAGGCCUCGCUUGCACCCCAGAGCUGUCGACGCCACGAACGAGAGUAUUAAAUUAGAGUUUACUACAGACAGACAUACGGUACUCCUCACUGUGUUUAUUAUAUGCCGCACACACAUAGACAUACGUACACACACACACACACACGCACACAUAUACGCACACGGACGUCGCUAUAGAAGAGUAUUUAUAAUAACGUCUUUCUGUGAUCAUGUGUUACUGGAGCUAAUAGAACUAUACGUACAUACACACAUACAUGGAUACAUACACACAUACAGUUAGAUAGAUAUAGAGCCAUGCAUACCUACUAUACGUUGAUACAUACAUACACAUAUUGAUACAUACAUACAUACACACAUACACACUUAAAUAUUCAAAACUUUACUACUAUAUUGCUACAUUUUCCUCUCCUUUUUCCUUCUCCACUUCCUCCUACUCCUCCUUUCUUUUCAUUUUCCUCCUCCUCCUCCUCCUUGUCUAUACACACACACACACACACACACACACACACACACACACACACACACAAACAAACAAACAAAC